Molecule: messenger RNA, 2104 nt
Organism: Oncorhynchus keta (chum salmon)
Lineage: Eukaryota; Metazoa; Chordata; Actinopteri; Salmoniformes; Salmonidae
Product: keratin-associated protein 10-7-like
Exons: 2
Coding region: 127-1992 (621 amino acids)
Source: RefSeq, a predicted model, not a curated record
CUGUCUCUCUCUGUCUCUCUGUGUCUCUCACACUCACUCACUAAAAUUCAGAGGGCUUCAAUUAUUUUGGUCUUACUGAGAUUAACUGUCAGGGCCCAGGUCUGACAGAAUCUGCGCAGAAGAUCUAUGUGCUGCUGUAGGCCCUCCUUGGUUGGGGACAGAUCUAGGUGCUGCUGUAGGCCCUCCUUGGUUGGUAACAGAUCUAGGUGUUGCUGUAGGCCCUCCUUGGUUGGUAACAGAUCUAGGUGCUGCUGUAGGUCCUCCUUGGUUGGGAAGAGAUCUAGGUGCUGCUAUAGGCCCUCCUUGGUUGGUAACAGAUCUAGGUGUUGCUGUAGGCCCUCCUUGGUUGGGGACAGAUCUAGGUGCUGCUGUAGGCCCUCCUUGGUUGGGGACAGAUCUAGGUGCUGCUGUAGGCCCUCCUUGGUUGGGGACAGAUCUAGGUGCUGCUGUAGUCCCUCCUUGGUUGGGAACAGAUCUAGGUGCUGCUGUAGGCCCUCCUUGGUUGGGGACAGAUCUAGGUGCUGCUGUAGGCCCUCCUUGGUUGGUAACAGAUCUAGGUGCUGCUGUAGGCCCUCCUUGGUUGGGGACAGAUCUAGGUGCUGCUGUAGGCCCUCCUUGGUUGGGGACAGAUCUAGGUGCUGCUGUGGGCCCUCCUUGGUUGGGGACAGAUCUAGGUGCUGCUGUAGGCCCUCCUUGGUUGGGGACAGAUCUAGGUGCUGCUGUAGUCCCUCCUUGGUUGGGGACAGAUCUAGGUGCUGCUGUAGGUCCUCCUUGGUUGGUAACAGAUCUAGGUGCUGCUGUAGGACCUCCUUGGUUGGGGACAGAUCUAGGUGCUGCUGUAGGCCCUCCUUGGUUGGGGACAGAUCUAGGUGCUGCUGUAGGCCCUCCUUGGUUGGUAACAGAUCUAGGUGCUGCUGUAGGCCCUCCUUGGUUGGGGACAGAUCUAGGUGCUGCUGUGGGCCCUCCUUGGUUGGGGACAGAUCUAGGUGCUGCUGUAGGCCCUCCUUGGUUGGGGACAGAUCUAGGUGCUGCUGUAGUCCCUCCUUGGUUGGGGACAGAUCUAGGUGCUGCUGUAGGUCCUCCUUGGUUGGUAACAGAUCUAGGUGCUGCUGUAGGACCUCCUUGGUUGGGGACAGAUCUAGGUGCUGCUGUAGGCCCUCCUUGGUUGGGGACAGAUCUAGGUGCUGCUGUAGGCCCUCCUUGGUUGGUAACAGAUCUAGGUGCUGCUGUAGGCCCUCCUUGGUUGGGAACAGAUCUAGGUGCUGCUGUAGGCCCUCCUUGGUUGGGAACAGAUCUAGGUGUUGCAGUAGGCCCUCCUUGGUUGGUAACAGAUCUAGGUGCUGCCGUAGGACCUCCUUGGUUGGGAACAGAUCUAGGUGCUGCUGUAGGCCCUCCUUGGUUGGGGACAGAUCUAGGUGCUGCUGUAGUCCCUCCUUGGUUGGGAACAGAUCUAGGUGCUGCUGUAGGACCUCCUUGGUUGGUAACAGAUCUAGGUGCUGCUGUAGGACCUCCUUGGUUGGGGACAGAUCUAGGUGCUGCUGUAGGACCUCCUUGGUUGGUAACAGAUCUAGGUGCUGCUGUAGGCCCUCCUUGGUUGGUAACAGAUCUAGAUGCUGCUGUAGGCCCUCCUUGGUUGGGAACAGAUCUAGGUGCUGCUGUAGGCCCUCCUUGGUUGGUAACAGAUCUAGGUGCUGCUGUAGGCCCUCCUUGGUUGGGAACAGAUCUAGGUGCUGCUGUAGACCCUCCUUGGUUGGUAACAGAUCUAGGUGCUGCUGUAGGCCCUCCUUGGUUGGUAACAGAUCUAGGUGCUGCUGUAGGCCCUCCUUGGUUGGUAACAGAUCUAGGUGCUGCUGUAGGCCCUCCUUGGUUGGUAACAGAAGCACCAGAUCAUCAACAAACAGUAGACAUUUGACUUCAGGUUCUAGUAGGGUGAGGCCGGGUGCUACAGACUGUUCUAGUGCCCUCGCCAAUUCGUUGAUAUAUAUAUGUUGAAGAGGGUGGGGCUUAAGCCCCCAACACCACUUUCUAUCAAUUUGUAUAGCAGACCCUAUGACAUCCCCCAGGCCAAAUUGACUCUCUCGUCUUUUUCCGCAGCCGUCUAUGU